UAGAAACGUGAAACAUAUAAUUGUAACACGUUGCAAUGAUAAGUUAGAACGCGAAGUAGAAUCGGCGAAGACUUAACCUCAACUCCGUUCCCACUGUUCAUUGAAUUUUGUAACAAUUUGAUAAUAAAACAAAAUCAUGGAGGUCAUGCGGGAGUCUUUGGUGGACAAGGUGCCGGAUUUCCGAUUAUUUCUUUUCACAAAGGAGUGCCUUCAAGAGUAUUUUAACGAUUACAACUUUUUCCAUGUGGAAUGUUUCAAGGCGACACUUAGCAAGGCGUUGGGAGUGGGAAUCAUAUUUGGAUCUUUACUAGUCAAGGUGCCACAAAUUAUAAAAAUUGCUAAUAAUAAAAGCGGAGAGGGUAUUAGUUUAUUUAGCGUGUUAAUGGAUUUAUUUGCUAUCACUUCUAUGGUGUCAUAUAGCUUUGUGAGUGGAUUUCCUUUCAGUUCUUGGGGAGAUGGAGUAUUUUUGGGUCUGCAAACUGUAGCCAUCGCCGUACUUGUACUUCAUUAUGCUGGGGAAACGUAUAAAGCACUGGCAUUCGUUGCCAUGUACAUAGCGGUUUCUUUUGCAACAACGAGUGGAGCUGUUUCGUUGAAGAUUCUUUGGACAUGUCAAACAUUAAACAUUCCUAUUAUUCUCAUUAGCAAGUUUGCCCAGGCCUACACAAAUUAUCGAAAUGGUAGCACAGGUCAGCUUUCAGCUAUUACAGGUUUCCUGUUAUUUGGUGGUUCUCUGGCAAGAAUUUUCACUUCGAUUCAGGAAACUGGAGACACUUCUGUAAUUAUUAUGUACAUAUGUGCUACUGCUGCAAAUGCAGUGAUCGCUGCUCAGAUAUUAUAUUAUUGGAACGUGGAUAAAAAGGAUGAAAAGAAAAAGAAAUGAGACGCAGCAGUACUGACAUUCCAAAUUUAUUUAUUGCUUAUUAAGGUACGAAGGUCUUCUCCUAAACAGUUAAAUAGAGGGGCGACGAUAUGUUGGUCAUUGUUAAUCUUUUCUUGACUGCGUACGUCAGUUCCUUAGGUUUUUAGAUGUUUUUUUAUUCAGCCAAAAAUCUUGCUGAGGGAAAAUAGGCAUUUUAGAAGAUAUAUAAACAUUCUACUGUAGAUAUGGUUAAAAUAGAAUCUUUACGAAUAUUCAACCUCAAAGAUUUUUAGAGUAAUUUAUACAAAAUCGAAUAAGUAAUAAAAUUUAGAAAAGGACAACGAAAGAUCUAUUAUUAAUGAAUUACUCGACAUUUUAUUGAAUCCGUAUAUAUAUACAGAAAAAUAUAAAAUUGUAACAGUUCAUAGAAAAUAGUAAAUACUGUUCAAUCUUGGAUCAGAAAUUCAUUAUACACUUUGUGAUAAUAACCUAAAAUAAAUCAGAAAUCAUAUUUAAUAAGACAAUAAAGCAUUUGAGGAGUUCAAAGUUGAA
Molecule: messenger RNA, 1414 nt
Organism: Orussus abietinus
Lineage: Eukaryota; Metazoa; Arthropoda; Insecta; Hymenoptera; Orussidae
Product: mannose-P-dolichol utilization defect 1 protein homolog
Exons: 6
Coding region: 137-883 (248 amino acids)
Biological process (GO): oligosaccharide biosynthetic process
Source: RefSeq, a predicted model, not a curated record